Molecule: messenger RNA, 2312 nt
Organism: Lactuca sativa (garden lettuce)
Lineage: Eukaryota; Viridiplantae; Streptophyta; Magnoliopsida; Asterales; Asteraceae
Product: protein DA1-related 2
Molecular function (GO): ubiquitin binding
Source: RefSeq, a predicted model, not a curated record
CAAAUAUGAAGGGGCCGUUGUGAUCUGUAUGCCGUUCCUUUUUGCCGGCAAAAUUCUCUUUCAAAAGUUGGUUUCCUUAUACAAAGUCCGAUCAAAUUUUGUUCUUCUAGACGCUUAUCUUCAACCCUAGCUUUCUAUAUUUCAAUUGUUGAUCUUCUUUUAUGGGCUGUCCAGAAACCGUUUAUUUUAUCUUCAUCUAAGAUUCUCUGCUUAUCUUUCUUUCUUCGAUCUAUCCCACUUUCUCUUCUUUGCUUUACACAAGCCAAGAAUCUAUCUAUUUCUCUAUCAGAAAAACUGUACCUUUCGUUACCCUUUCAGAGAUUCCCCCUUUCUUUUCUUCCUCAAACAAAUUAGCUUUUUAUCUACAAUGAUGCCAUUGUUCUUCUCCCCAUCUCGCUCUGCUAAUCUUCUUUUUUUUCUUUUUCAAACCACCCUUUCGGUCUCUAUCGCCAUCUUACUCCUUUUCCAGUUUCACCAUUCGUCUUUUCUCCUUCUUGAAAUCCCGGUGGCCAAACUAUACAUACAUCCCACAACCCACCAGUCAUGUCUUCUUCAGGGAACGUCACUCACCUCUCUCAGCCUUGUAUCUAUGGGGACUUUGUUUCUCCACACGCAGAGAGGAAGUCCGGUUUCAUGAAAUGGCUGAAUAAGCUUCUUAAAGGUGGAUCAAGUCGUGGUUCAGUCAGUGGUGGAAAUCCUCCUCAGUUUAUUGGAGAUGAAAGUAUGGUAUUACGUGCUCCUGUUAGAUCCUUGGACAACCGCACAAGAAGUGAUAAAGAAAAGGAAGAAUUAGAUCGAGCAAUUGCACUUUCUUUGGCUGAAGGUUUAAGGAAACCAAAUGGAUACGGGUGGCAACCAGGCAAUGAUAAUAAUGAUCUUGCAAAAUCACAUCAAGAUGACUUUCAUCCAUCAUACCCUCCAUAUGUACCCAUGGGAUAUAGGGUAUGUGGUGGAUGCAACCGUGAUAUUGGUUACAGCAAUUACCUGGGUUGCAUGGGGACAUUUUUUCAUCCAGAGUGCUUUUGUUGUCGUGCUUGUAGUUACCCAAUCACUGAACACGAGUUCUCUUUAUCAGGGAAAGAUGCAUACCAUAAGUCCUGCUUCAAAGAGUUGACUCAUCCCAAGUGUGAAGUCUGCUUUCAAUUUAUUCCCACAAAUGGAGCUGGAUUAAUCGAGUAUCGAUGCCACCCAUUUUGGUCACAGAAAUAUUGUCCAGCACAUGAACAUGAUAAUACAGCUCGAUGUUGUAGUUGUGAAAGACUUGAGUGUGUGAAUGUAAGAUACAUCUCAUUGGGAGAUGGAAGGAGUUUAUGUUUGGAGUGCAUGGAAUCUGCAAUAAUGGAUACAGGAGAUUGUCAACCACUUUAUCAUUCCAUUAGAGACUAUUAUGAAGGAAUGAACAUGAGACUUGAUCAACAAAUUCCAAUGCUUCUUGUUGAAAGACACGCCCUUAAUGAUGCUAUCGUAGGGGAGAAAAACGGGUUCCAUCAUUUGCCUGAGACAAGGGGUGUGUGUCUUUCUGAAGAACAGACUGUUCCAAGUAUAUUAAAAAGGCCGAGAGUUGGUGGUCAUCGAUUGGUGGGAAUGAGAACUCAUCAUCAGAAGCUGACCCGAAGAUGUGAAGUUACUGCCAUUCUUGCUUUGUAUGGUCUUCCAAGAUUACUAACUGGAGCCAUUCUUGCUCAUGAGUUGAUGCAUGGCUGGUUACGUCUUAAAGGUUACAGGAACCUAAAUCCUGAGGUUGAAGAAGGUAUUUGUCAAGUGCUUUCAUAUAUGUGGCUCGAAUCAGAGAUCAUGCCUGGAUUAAAAAACAUGCCAUCAUCAUCAUCAUCAUCAUCAUCAACAUCAAAGAAAGGUGGGAAAUCAAGAAACGAGAACAAAUUAGGUGAAUUUUUCAUGCAUCAAAUAGCUCAUGAUGCAUCACCAGCAUAUGGAGGAGGGUUUAGAGCUGCAAAUGCAGCUGUUAAUACAUAUGGCUUACGAAGAACACUGGAUCAUAUUCGCCUUACUGGAAACUUCCCUCUCUGAGUUUUGUUUUAUAAAUAAAUUAUUAUUUAUUUUUAAUCUGCUUUUUUUUUUCUUUGCACAAGUAGCUCUUGAGGAUCAAAGUGAUCGAAUGACACCAAGUUUUUAACUAUUUAUGGGGUCAUUUUGGAGAUAAAUGUGGAAGAAUAUCAGGAAAGUUGGUCUUGAUUACUUUUUUUUUAUAAACCUUAAAAGGAUUUAUUUCUGUAAUUGGUAUUGUGGGUUUCUGUUUUGAAAUUGUUUGUGAACUUUUGUGAUUUAUUAGGAUCUUUUUUUUUUCUUUUGAA